Messenger RNA from Aspergillus campestris IBT 28561, 3228 nucleotides. Its product is annotated as tyrosine protein kinase SWE1. NCBI's taxonomy places the organism in Eukaryota, Fungi, Ascomycota, Eurotiomycetes, Eurotiales, Aspergillaceae. Gene Ontology annotation, molecular function: ATP binding; protein kinase activity. Gene Ontology annotation, biological process: protein phosphorylation. The coding region runs from base 1 to 3228 and encodes 1075 amino acids. The record is from RefSeq and is a predicted model, not a curated record. The transcript is spliced from 2 exons.
AUGGUCGCGACGUUUUCGCCGCACCGCGAUGCGGGUGGUACACUACAUCUACCGUCACACUCAGGCAUCCAUCACGUUGAUGCGAGCUCAGCCCUGCGCCAGCUGCGCCGGUCACUAUCACGAUCACCUUCCAAAAGCUCCAAUUUCUCACUUCUCGCCUCUCGGAAUCACUCGCCCUCCAAGACCGUAUCACCCUACGUUUCCUCGCCUUUGUCACCUUCACGGAGGUCGCCACAGAGUAACUUCGUGCUCUUCCCCAGUUCCUCCCACCAGUCACCAUUUGCUGUUCCCUACCCACCAAGUGCAAAGAUCUCGAGGCCGCCCAUGCGCCGCGUCCGAACUUCCCCUCGGAGCCCCAACAAACGUGCUUUGAACGUUUCGACCGAUCAGGGGAACGCCAAACCCGCCCAACCAGUGCCAACAUCGUCGGGGAUCGAGAAUUCGCUGGCCACCCCCGUGUUGAAUUUCCCGUCUGAUGACGAGACAUCAGAUGGAAAUGACGCUUCUACGUGCCCAGAAAAUACACUGGGACCUCGGCCAACACUAUCUCGAAUUGAAAAGCGACGAAGCGGAACCUUCGGCUCAUACCCGACUGUUAGCCCACUGAAGCGCAGCGACGGGAUCAUGAACCUGGAUCGCGCAUCCCGUGGCAGUCCGUCAGCAAAGAGACGGAGUGUCCACGCAGCCAAUCUCUCGGGAGACUUCGGUAUAUUCGAUGGGGAGAGCGCUUCGAAAACCCCGGAGCGGCCGAGGUCUCUCUCCCCAAGGGAGAGCGAUACGCCGCCGUUCCCCGUGCCUGCCGCCGCCGCCUUCAGUCCAUUUGCUACGAUCCCAAAGCGCUCGUCUUCUCUUAGACGGUCAACACUCCAGCAACGCCAAAGUGACCGCUCUCUGUUCGCACGGGCUAGGGCUAUGGACGAUUCACUAGAGGACUCAGAGGACCCAGAGGAACCAGAGAGCACAACUCCCCCCAGUGCGCGUCCUCGAUUGUACUUUGACAAUAUUUUCCAGAGCAGCCAAGAAAGUCCCUUCUCUCCACGUCCAGCGCCGGGCAAUUCUCUCUUCUCGACUGGAACUGCGAGUGCCCAAACCCGCCCACCGGCCCAUCCGCUUUCCAGGACCAUCACGCAGUCUUCAUCCAGCUCGAGUCUGGUAGACGACUCACCCACCCAUGAGCCGGUCCAUAAGACCGAACGCCCGAGAGAAGCGCACGAUUUCUCGAAGUCUCUCCCUGCUGGGGCUGCUCGGCCAGCCUUCAUGCGUCAGCUCAACCGUGAGGAUUCGACAUCUUCGACGGAUUCAUUUGCGACGCCGGAGAAUUACAAACUAGUCAAGCCCUUGCCAGCGGCAUUCAUGUCGACCGGUCUCAUUUCGAAAAAGAACCGCAAUGUGGAGGACCCCCAGGCUAUGUUGGGCUCCAGCAAGAACAUGCCCGAUACCCCCUGCAAGCGCCCAGUGAAUCUGUUCCCCAACGUGCAAAGACCACUGCCCGAGCAGUCAUUUGGGAAGUCAAUGUUUAUGGGCCAAGCAGACGCGGGGCCCUCUUCCCCCUUUAACCCGCCGAAUACACAGCCAAAACAAAAUCCAUUCGCGCGAGGUAUGGGGAUAUUCGGAAACACCUUCAGCAGGCCUGAAGCCUCGCGCCGUGGGAGCUUUGUGAGUGUCGAUGGCGACGACUGCAUGCAGUCUCAGUCGCCCUGCGGUCGGCUAGACAGCCAACCUUUGAGUGAAACCGAUUUCCCACCAACACCAACCAAACAAACAUUCUUCCCAUCCCGAACCUACCCCCCCGCGACGUCGCAGAUUGCCUCCCUCGAGCGACUGUCCGAAGCCAGGGGGAUGAACUCCAGCCCCCUCUAUGAGAGAUUCCAACGUGAAUCGCCUCGGACGCCGCGGGAGAAUUUUUUCCCCCCAGACCCCAGUGGCCUGUCCAUCUCGGCACCCGGUGACCAGCACGCCAUCAAACCAGACUUCAACUCCUCCAAUAUGCCGGCGACCCCAACUGGUCCCCGCGAUUCUUUUCUGCAGUCUGGAAAGCGGCCGAGCCUGCCGCUGAAUCUAUGCCACGCCCCAGACGUGGAUCCAAGCUUGACGUCGCGAUUUGAAGAUGUGGAGCUGAUCGGAACGGGGGAGUUUUCUCAAGUGUACCGCGUGGCCCGUCCCCACGGUACAUCGUUUUCCUCUGGGUUCCCGAGUGGGUCUAACACCCCCAAGCCCACCCCAGACCAAGUGUGGGCCGUGAAGAAGUCGAAACAACCUUACUCGGGGCUUAAGGACCGCGAGCGCCGUAUCCGGGAGGUAGAUGUGCUGAAGUCUCUGACUAAUUCGGACCACAUCAUUGCGUUCAUGGACAGCUGGGAAGACACCGGCCACCUUUACAUCCAGACGGAGUUCUGUGAAGAAGGAAGCCUCGAUGUAUUCCUUGCCCAAGUCGGGCUCAAGGCAAGAUUGGAUGAUUUCCGGAUCUGGAAGAUCUUGCUCGAGCUCUCUAUGGGCUUGAAACAAAUUCACGACAUGGGCUUUAUCCACCUUGAUCUAAAGCCAGCCAACGUACUCAUCACCUUUGAGGGCGUUUUGAAGAUCGCCGACUUUGGCAUGGCAACCCGAUGGCCGGCGGAGGAAGGCAUUGAUGGUGAAGGCGAUCGUGAAUACAUCGGUCCUGAAAUUUUGAUGGGCCGCUUCGAUAAGCCUGCGGAUAUAUUCUCUCUCGGUUUGAUCAUCUUUGAGAUUGCCGGUAAUGUCGAACUCCCCGACAAUGGUCUCUCAUGGCAAAAACUCCGAAAUGGCGACAUGAGCGACGUCCCCAGCCUCACCUGGAGCUCCGAACCUGGGGUCUUACGUGACAUCUCUGGGGCUCCGGUCUCCGAGGAGCCAUCAUUCGAGGAGUUGUGUGCCUCUGACUUGGGAGAAGAUGACUUUGGAAUGGAUCACUUCCUGGGAAGUUGCAAGCCGUCCGAGCGCAAACCGGUGCCGCUUGCUCGGACAGGCGAGCUUCUUGAUCCUCCAGAUUUCAUGGUCGAUGCCAACCAUGAGCAAGCACUGGACAAAAUCGUACGGUGGAUGAUCUCACCGGAUCCAUUGGACCGACCCACGGCCGACGAGAUCCUUGAGACAUAUGCCGUUCAAUUCACCGCGCACCGGCGUCGUGCUGGUGCUACCGUCUACGAGGGCAACUGGGGUCCCGCCGAUGAGAUCCUCGCAGAAGAUGCCGAAAUGAUCGAUGUUUAA